Molecule: messenger RNA, 4491 nt
Organism: Melanotaenia boesemani (Boeseman's rainbowfish)
Lineage: Eukaryota; Metazoa; Chordata; Actinopteri; Atheriniformes; Melanotaeniidae
Gene: drosha
Product: drosha ribonuclease III
Exons: 32
Coding region: 148-4179 (1343 amino acids)
Biological process (GO): pre-miRNA processing; regulation of gene expression; rRNA processing
Cellular component (GO): nucleus
Molecular function (GO): double-stranded RNA binding; ribonuclease III activity
Source: RefSeq, a predicted model, not a curated record
CACAGGCACGCCAUAAGCUAAGGCACAUCACAUCUUCACAUAUGUCUUGUUUAAUGCCAUUUAAACUGAAGUGGCUGUAGAAUACGUACCAGGAGGGAUUUACCGACGGAUACACCUCUGCUAAAAGUCUCCCCAACGUUUGAGGUCAUGUCUUUUCAUCAUGAUCGUGGGGGUCCCAGAGGAGGGAUGCCCCCAGGCCAGCAUGGAUCCCCUCAAAACUACCGACCUAUCAACUUGAGGCCACCUCCUCCUCAGCCUCCAGCGCCCGCCUACCAUUAUGAUCCACAGACUCCAUCCAGUUCAGGCUACCAUGGAAACUACCUGCCUCCACACCCUGACUUCAUGCAGUACCCUCCUCCAGCACCAUCCCAAACCCCCAAUUCUCUUAACCAGUGCCCAGUGCGCCCACCUUUCCCAAAGCCCCCUGCCCGACAAGGCUUCCCCGAGCCACCACCUAACUUCCCACCUCCUCCUUUGCCCAGCUCAACAGGUGGUCCCACUCCAGGAGCCCCGGUGUCUGCUCAGAAUUCCUACCACUCUUACAUGAUGCCACCUGUGCCCCCACCCCCAAUACCCCACCCACCCAUGCCUCCACCAAUUACCUCUCAGUCCAUGAGCUACCCUCCAUACUCCAUGAACUACCCCCAUCCUCCCCAUCCUCCUUUCCCCCCUCCAACCUUCAGCCCUGGCUAUACCCAGAGCCCCAGCCCAUUUCAGCCAGACCACAACAUUAGGCAUGGGGGGCAAUACAAGUAUGAGAAGCCCAUGGAUAACAGGAGGUCUCCUGAAAGAGGGUACCGCAAUGAUGACCACAGGCAGAAGGGCUAUGGCUACAGUGGUCAUGGUGAGAGGCCCAAAAUGGAGUUUCCUGGGGAGAGAAAAGACCGUGGGAGAAGUCCAGAUAGGCGAAGCAGACCAGAGGGCGGACGGUACAGGUCUGAAUAUGACAGAGGGCGGACCCCCCCCAGACACAGGAGCAGGGAUCGAAGCAGAGAAAGGUAUCGUCACAGAGAAAGUUGGAGAUCCCAGUCACCUGACAGGCACAGGAAAAGGCCCCGAAGCCGCUCGACAAGCAGAGACAGAAAACGGAGUCGCUGGGAGGAGGACAAGGACCGGAGGUCAGAGGGCUCCUCUGGGAUGAGUAGAGAUCGCAGCUACUCCUCCGCCAGGAGCCGUGACUCUGAAGAGGUCUUAGGUGACAGAGAGCGGGACAGGGACCGGGAAAGAGAGAAGGAGAAAGGGGAUGAAGAAAAAGAAGAGGAUGAGAUGCUGAAACCUGCCUGGAUUCGCUGCACUCAUGCCGAGAGCUACUACUCCAAUGACCCCAUGGAUCAAGUGGGAGACUCCACAGUUGUGGGCACCAGUAAACUGCGUGAUCUCUACGAGCGCUUUGAAGAAGAACUGGGAAGGAGGCAAGAGCGAGCCAAGGCUGUUCGACCCAAAUGGGAUCCACCUAAGACCAAACUGGAUGAGGAUCCAGAUGACAGCAGCAGUGGGUCAGACUGCGAGUCAGAUGGAGAAGGAAGCAGCUGCUCCAGCAGCUCUGACUCAGAGGUUUUUGAUGUCAUUGCCGAGAUCAAGAGGAAGAAGGCUCAUCCCGACCGGCUGCACGAAGAGCUGUGGUACAACGACCCAGGACAGAUGAAUGAUGGUCCCUUGUGUAAGUGCAGUGCCAAGGCCAGACGUACGGGGAUCCGCCACAGCAUCUACCCAGGAGAGGAGCCUGUGAAACCAUGUCGUCUAAUGAACAACAAUGCAGGAAAAGUGUUCCACUACAGGAUCACUGUGUCUCCUCCCACCAACUUCCUGACUGAUAGGCCGACUGUGAUUGAGUACGAUGACCACGAGUACCUGUUUGAGGGCUUCUCUCUUUUCUCCCACACACCUCUCACCAGUAUUCCAUUGUGCCGUGUGAUCCGCUUCAACAUAGAUUACACCAUUCACUUCAUAGAGGAGAUGGCACCAGAGAACUACUGUAUCCGAGGGCUGGAGCUGUUUGCUUCCUACUUGUUCCAGGAUAUUCUUGAGUUGUAUGACUGGAACCUGACAGGUCCUGACUCUGAUGACGAGACCUACGGAUGUCAGCGGUUCCAUUUCAUGCCCCGUUUUGUCAGAUUCUUACCUGACGGUGGGAAGGAGGUGCUGUCAAUGCAUCAGGUGCUGCUCUACCUGCUACGCAGCAACAAGCCCCUGGUCCCUGAGGAGGAGAUCGCAGACAUGCUACAGUGGGAGCAACUGGAAUGGCAGAAGUAUGCAGAGGAGUGUAAGGGCAUGAUCGUCACCAACCCGGGCAUGAAACCCAGCUCAGUGCGCAUCGACCAACUGGACAGGGAGCAGUUCAACCCAGACGUCAUCACCUUCCCCAUCAUCGUUCAUUUUGGGAUCCGGCCUGCUCAGCUCAGUUACGCCGGAGACCCUCAGUACCAGAAGCUGUGGAAGAGUUAUGUGAAACUACGCCACCUGCUGGCCAACAGCCCCAAGGUCAAGCAGAUCGACAAGCAGAAGCUGACGCAGAGAGAAGAAGCUCUUCAGAAGAUCCGACAGAAGAACACAAUGCGCCGUGAGGUGACGGUGGAGCUCAGCAGUCAGGGCUUCUGGAAGACUGGCAUCCGCUCCGACGUCUGUCAGCACGCCAUGAUGCUCCCUGUUCUCACCCAUCAUAUCCGCUACCACCAGUGUCUGAUGCACCUGGAUCAGCUCAUUGGCUAUGUCUUCAAGGAGCGCUGCCUCCUUCAGUUGGCCAUGACUCACCCCAGUCACCACCUCAACUUUGGGAUGAAUCCCGAUCACGCCCGCAACUCGCUGUCCAACUGUGGCAUCCGACAGCCCAAAUAUGGCGACAGAAAGGUCCACCACAUGUACAUGAGGAAGAAGGGAAUUAACACGUUGAUUAACAUCAUGUCUCGACUGGGGCAGGAUGACCCCUCCCCGUCCAGGAUCAAUCACAACGAGAGACUGGAGUUCCUGGGCGAUGCCGUUGUCGAGUUUCUCACCAGUGUCCACCUCUACUACCUUUUUCCCAGUUUAGAGGAGGGCGGCCUGGCCACCUACCGAACAGCCAUUGUUCAGAACCAGCACCUAGCCAUGUUAGCAAAGAAACUGGAACUGGAUCGCUUUAUGUUGUAUGCUCACGGACCAGACCUGUGCCGGGAGUCGGACCUGCGACAUGCCAUGGCCAACUGCUUUGAGGCUCUCAUUGGGGCUGUGUAUUUGGAAGGAGGCUUGGACGAAGCGCGGCAGCUCUUUGGUAGACUACUUUUCAACAGCGAGGACCUGCGGGAGGUCUGGCUCAACUACCCAUCACACCCCCUGCAGGUGCAGGAGCCUCAGACAGACAGGCAGUUGAUUGAGACAUCUCCCGUCCUCCAGAAGCUGACCAGCUUUGAGGACUCAAUCGGAGUUUUGUUCACACACGUACGCCUAUUGGCCAGAGCGUUCACCUUGAGGACCGUUGGGUUUAACCACCUCACCCUCGGUCACAACCAGAGAAUGGAGUUUCUUGGAGACUCCAUCAUGCAGCUGGUAGCCACUGAAUAUCUCUUCAUCCACUUUCCUGACCACCAUGAAGGACACUUAACACUUCUCCGCAGUUCGUUGGUAAACAACCGCACCCAGGCCAAAGUGGCAGAAGAGCUGGGCAUGCAGGAGUUUGCCAUCACCAACGACAAAACCAAGCGACCCGUGGCUCUGCGGACCAAGACUCUGGCUGACUUGUUGGAGUCUUUCAUCGCAGCACUCUACAUUGAUAAAGAUCUGGAGUUUGUUCACACCUUCAUGAAUGUCUGCUUUUUCCCUCGGCUGAAGGAGUUCAUUCUGAACCAGGACUGGAAUGACCCCAAAUCUCAGCUGCAGCAGUGUUGUUUGACCCUGAGAACAGAGGGCAAGGAGCCUGAUAUCCCGCUGUACAAGACCCUGCAGACAGUGGGGCCCUCACAUGCCCGCACUUACACCGUAGCUGUUUAUUUCAAAGGGGAACGAAUCGGAUGUGGGAAAGGCCCAAGCAUCCAACAGGCAGAAAUGGGAGCUGCGAUGGACGCGCUUGAAAAAUAUAACUUCCCACAGAUGGCUCAUCAGAAGCGCUUCAUCGAGCGGAAAUACAGACAGGAGCUGAAGGAGAUGAGACGCGAGCGGGAACGGCAGGAAAAAGAAAGCGACGAGGUAGAGGAUUGCAAGAAGUGAUGAUGGCUUGUUUCAGGAGGGGCAGCCAAUCAGGAGCCAGGUCCACGGAGACGAGAAAAGUUGGAGCUGGUCAGAUUGACUGUUACCUGUAAGCUUACCUGUAAGCUAAGAUGGGAGACAUGAUGUUUUAAGCAGCAACACUGUCAAAGGUAGCCCUUGUGUAGUCUUCUAAAUGUUUGACUAAUUACAUAUAUGGAUGACUUCAUUUUCAAUGCAAAACAACAGCAGGACCUCACAGUGUUACUAAAACAUGAUAAAAACAGAAUAAUGCACAUUUUUAAAUGGAAAAUAAAGUUUAAGAUUCUUCUUCAA